Messenger RNA from Ziziphus jujuba (common jujube), 1525 nucleotides. RefSeq names its product jasmonate-induced oxygenase 4. The transcript is spliced from 3 exons. NCBI's taxonomy places the organism in Eukaryota, Viridiplantae, Streptophyta, Magnoliopsida, Rosales, Rhamnaceae. Bases 112 to 1269 code for a protein of 385 amino acids. The record is from RefSeq and is a predicted model, not a curated record.
GGGCAGUUUUCUCAAACCACACACACCAAAAAAACAAAACAAAAAAAAAAAGAAACAUAACCCUUUUUCUGUCUUUUUUCUUCUUUCUGUUUGGAAAAAGAGAAAAAAAAAAUGACGGGCUGCUUACAGAGUUGGCCUGAGCCAGUUGUGAGAGUUCAGUCGUUAGCCGAAAGUGGCAUAAUUUCAAUCCCAAAAUGCUAUGUCAAACCCCUAUCUCAAAGACCAUCGGCUAGUUCUUCUAAUAAUAUUAACAAUAACAAUUCCUCCAUUUCAAAAAGUAGUAGUAGUAGUCAUACUUCUACACCUACUACAACUAGUAGUGAAGAAGAGAUUGAUAUACCAAUUAUCAGUCUGGAGGACUUGUUCAGCGACGAAGAAAGGGUCCGAGAGAGGGCGCUCAGUUUGCUAUCGGAAGCGUGCAAAGAGUGGGGUUUUUUCCAGAUUGUGAACCAUGGUGUCAGCCAUGAACUGAUGAAGAAUGUGAAAGCCAUGUGGAGGGAAUUCUUCGGGCUUCCGCUGGAGGUAAAACAGGAAUAUUCGAAUUCUCCGGUGACUUAUGAAGGUUACGGAAGCCGUUUGGGAGUGGAGAAAGGUGCUGUUUUGGAUUGGAGUGAUUAUUUCUUUCUUCAUUUUAUGCCUCCAGCUCUUAGAAACCCAGACAAGUGGCCUUCACUUCCUCCUUCAUGCAGGGACUUGAUAAUGGAAUAUGGUAAUGAAGUGGUUAGAUUAUGUGGAAAAUUGAUGAAGUUUUUAUCAAUAAACCUUGGGCUAGGAGAGGACUACCUUCAAAAUGCAUAUGGAGGAGAUGACAUUGGAGCUUGCUUAAGGGUUAAUUUCUAUCCAAAAUGUCCACAGCCAGACCUUACACUUGGUCUCUCCUCACACUCAGACCCUGGUGGGUUGACACUUCUCCUACCGGAAGAAAAUGUGGCCGGACUCCAAGUUCGUCGGGGUGAUAAUUGGAUUACCGUCAAACCCAUUCCGAAUGCAUUCAUUGUCAACAUAGGGGACCAAACCCAGGUGCUAAGCAAUGCAAUUUACAAAAGUGUGGAGCAUAGAGUAAUAGUGAAUUCACAGAAAGACCGUGUAUCUUUGGCCUUCUUCUAUAAUCCCAAGAGCGAUUUACUAAUUCAGCCAGCCAAGGAGCUAGUCACAAAAGAUAGGCCAGCACUUUACCCUGCAAUGACAUUCGAUGAAUACAGACUUUAUAUUAGGACAAAAGGUCCUUGUGGCAAAGCACAAGUGGAAUCUUUAAAAUCCCCCAGAUAAUAUCUUACUUGUAAUGUACUAUUUCUUGGAUGAUAUCUCCCAGCUUAGAUGGUAUCUCCUCGCUUAUUUGGAAGACAAACUAAGUAUCUUAGCUAUGUUAUUGAAAAUUUAAAUUAUCCCUUUUUAUAUUUUUUUGGUAAAUUAAACUAUCCUUUUUUAUGUAUUCGACACUUGAAGCAAAUUAAUUUGCAUGCCCCACAUGUGGGGAAACAAACUGAAUGACACGUUAUGCAUGCAAGUUUUCUUUUUCAUUUUA